This is a messenger RNA of Sungouiella intermedia, 1248 nucleotides long. NCBI's taxonomy places the organism in Eukaryota, Fungi, Ascomycota, Pichiomycetes, Serinales, Metschnikowiaceae. The record is from the annotation of a GenBank genome assembly.
AUGAACUUAUCAGAAAUGGAAUCCAAGGUCAGAGAAGCUACCAACAACGAGCCUUGGGGCGCCUCAACCUCGUUGAUGUCGCAGAUUGCCGCCGGAACUUACAAUUACAGAGAAAGAGAAGAGAUUCUCAGCUUUAUUUUCAGAAGAUUCACCGAGAAGGCAGCUAAUGAGUGGAGACAAAUCUACAAGUCGUUGCAGUUGUUGGACUACUUGAUUAAGAACGGAUCAGAGCGUAUCAUCGACGAUGUGCGUUCUAACGCCUCGCUAAUUCAGAUGUUGAAGUCGUUUCAUUACAUCGACUCUAAGGGUAGGGACCAGGGUAUUAACGUGAGAAACAGAUCCAAGAACUUGCUUGCCUUGUUGAAUGACGAUGCUUUGAUCAGACUGGAACGUAAGAAGGCCAGAGGCAACGCCAAGAAGUUUGGGGGUGUCUCCUCGGCUGCUUUCGGUGGUGCCUCUUCUAUUGCUGUCGGAGACGGUUUUGGAGGUGAUGAUGACUUCACUAACAGAGUCUACGGAGAUGGUGGAGUUUACGGUGCGCGUUACGACGAUCCUGCGAGUGCCUAUGCUAACGGAGCCACCGGAACCGAUAACAACUUCGAAGAGUAUGAUGUGGAGGCAACUAGCAGCUCACAUGCAUCCAAGCCUACCACAGGUUCAUCUAAAGUGCAUGCCACUUCAUCUAAGAAUAAGGCGCAGCCUCAAGCUCCACAGCAGGAUUUGUUGGGCGACUUGGUGAGUUUUGAUGGCCCGGCUUCGGGAUCCAGCGCAUCUGCUCAACCAGCUGCUGCGGACGACGACGAUGAUGACGACUUUGACGAUUUCCAGACUGCACCAUCUCUGUCAACUAACACAGGCAACCUCUCAAGCAACUUGGCUAACCUCUAUGUAUCUCAGCCUGCUGCACAAAGAUACCAGCAGCCCACUCAGACAAGCCAGUUCCCACAAGUGCAGCAACAAAGCUAUGCUCCAUCUGCAGUGAAUACCGCUGGACCCACGCUUGCGUCAACAGGACCAGCCAAGCCCUCAAACGAUGCAUUCUCGUCUUUGUUCUCGACUGCUAAGACCAAGUCUUCAACCUCAAGCAAGCCAGCACCCACGCAGACCUCGUCGGUUGCAGCCACCAAGUCUAGCAACGAUGAUGAUUUCUUUGGUGGAUUUUCCUCCAACACUCCAUCUGCACCUGCUCAGAACAACACCAGUAACAAUAACAACAACUCUGGAGAAAUUGACUUGUUGAGUUUUUAA